Molecule: messenger RNA, 921 nt
Organism: Pleurotus ostreatus (oyster mushroom)
Lineage: Eukaryota; Fungi; Basidiomycota; Agaricomycetes; Agaricales; Pleurotaceae
Exons: 7
Coding region: 1-921 (306 amino acids)
Source: RefSeq, a predicted model, not a curated record
AUGCCUUCUUUCGUAAAGAACCUCGUCCACUGGAAUAUCCAGAAAGUCCAGAUGCCUAUCCAACCGCCCGACGACCUAUGUGAAAUAUGUGGAAUUAAGCCCAAGUUCGUGGAAGGGGAAGUCAAACAUCCGUAUUGCAGCAGGAGCUGCGCACGGAAUGGGGGGCAAGGUCCGAGCUUGAGUGCAUGUGCCCUUCAUUCUUGCCGUGCGACAGGCAAGCCGGCCUUCAUGGGUUUCUGUUCAGAAAAGCAUGCUAGGGAUGGUGUACGUGCGGGUCAAGUGAAAGCGUGUGAUUCGUGUCAGAUACAACCGAGGAGCGCUGCAAGCAGUCUGUGCAUUGGAUGUGAAAGACAUUCUCGCUCGGGCCCGCGAAUGAAGGAACUGGCGUUAGAUAGUCAGGCCUUCAAGACUCUGAGAGACCAUUUCACCGGGUCGUGGUCGUCUAGAGAAGCGGCGUCGCUGUCCGUUGAGAAGGUGUACGAAAUCACCGCUAGUAGGGAUGUACGCACCAGGCAUGACACUUAUCGAACUUCGCAUCCUGUCUCCGAACAGAUCCGAGUCUAUCAUAGUAGCCAGUGUAUCUGCGACCUUGGUACGAAGGGUCCUGUACUCUGCGAUUUCCGGUCGUGUGGAAUAUGCAACAUCAUCAAAUCGUCCUUCAAGACGUUGGCUUUCGGUGUCGCUUGCAAUAAUGGCAGGUUCGGUGACGGGAUAUACUCCUACAGAAAUUCGAGUUUAGCGGACCAUUUUUCCACAAGUUGCACGACGUCUCCAUACCGCGUGAUGAUCGCUUGCGACGUGGUUAUCGAGCCAGGACAGUCUCCCGGUGGUUCGCAGUUGAGUCCGAACGAGGAAUCCAUUUUCGUGACUUCGGCUGAUGCCAUCAUCCCGAGAUACGUCGUGAUGUAUGUCAAACAUUGA